Choloepus didactylus (southern two-toed sloth) is the source of this 3352-nucleotide messenger RNA. Its product is annotated as complement factor H-related protein 4-like. The coding region runs from base 100 to 2166 and encodes 688 amino acids. The record is from RefSeq and is a predicted model, not a curated record. The transcript is spliced from 12 exons. NCBI's taxonomy places the organism in Eukaryota, Metazoa, Chordata, Mammalia, Pilosa, Megalonychidae.
UUAAAUUCAGACUCGCACUGGAUAACUGCUACUGAAGCAUUUGCUUCCAAAUUGUGGAACUGGAAUAUAUGAAUUUAUAUACUUUCAGGAAUAUCUAAUAUGUUGCUCCUCAUCAAUGUCAUUCUCAGCUUGUGGGUUUCCUCUGCUGAGGGACAAGAAGUAACAUGUGAUCCUCCUCAUGUUGCAAAUGGUUUCUUCACACCUGAAAGGACUAUACACAGAAGUGAAGAUAAAAUCACCUACCACUGUAAAACUGGCUUUUAUCCUUCAACCCAGGGAAAUACAGCAAUAUGUACUGGCAGUGGCUGGGUACCUGUUCCAAGAUGUGCUUUGAAACCCUGUGAUUUUCCACAUAUAAAACAUGGAUAUCUAUAUAAUGAAGGCUAUUAUAGACCAUACUUUCCAGUAUAUAUAGGAAAAUAUUACUAUUACUACUGUGAUCAGAAUUUUUUGACUCCUACACGACGCAACGGUGGUUACAUUACAUGCACAAAAGAAGGAUGGUCACCAGCAGUACCAUGCCGCCGACAAUGCUAUUUCUACUCUAUUGAAAAUGGACGUGCUUCAAAUGAAAGCUACACAUAUUUAGAGAAUGAAUUCAUAAAUGUUGUGUGCAAUCCUGGCUACAGUCUUCCAAAUGAACAGACCAAAAUUACAUGUACAGAGAAUGACUGGUCUCCUACUCCCAGAUGCAUCCGUGUCAAAGUAACAUGUGAUCCUCCUCAUGUUGCAAAUGGUUUCUUCACACCUGAAAGGACUGUACACAGAAGCGAAGAUAAAAUCACCUACCACUGUAAAACUGGCUUUUAUCCUUCAACCCAGGGAAAUACAGCAAUAUGUACUGGUAGUGGUUGGGUACCUGUUCCAAGAUGUGCUUUGAAACCCUGUGAUUUUCCACAUAUAAAACAUGGAUAUCUAUAUAAUGAAGGCUAUUAUAGACCAUACUUUCCAGUACAUAUAGGAAAAUAUUACUAUUACUACUGUGAUCAGAAUUUUUUGACUCCUACACGACACAACGGUGGUUACAUUGCAUGCACAAAAGAAGGAUGGUCACCAGCAGUACCAUGCCGCCGACAAUGCUAUUUCUACUCUAUUGAAAAUGGACGUGCUUCAAAUGAAAGCUACACAUAUUUAGAGAAUGAAUUCAUAAAUGUUGUGUGCAAUCCUGGCUACAGUCUUCCAGAUGAACAGACCAAAAUUACAUGUACAGAGAAUGACUGGUCCCCUACUCCCAGAUGCAUCCGUGUCAAAACAUGUUCGAGAUUAGAUAUUGAGCAUGGUUUUUUUUCUGAAUAUGAGUAUACAUAUCCCUUAAAUAAACAAACACAAUAUAAGUGUAAAGAAGGAUAUGUAACACCAGAGGGUGAAACCUCAGGGUCGAUUACAUGUUUACAUAGCGGAUGGUCAGCUCAGCCCACAUGCAUUAAAUCUUGUGAUAAGCCAGUAUUUGAGAAUGCCAGGCCCAGAAGAGAUGACACCUGGUUUAAGCUCAAUGACAAGUUGGACUAUGAAUGCAACGAUGGAUAUGAAACCAGAGACGGAAGCACCACAGGCUCCAUAGUAUGCGGUGAGGAUGGUUGGUCCAAUACACCCACAUGUCUCGAAACAUGUUCAAAAUCAGAUAUAAAUAUUGAGAAUGGGUUUAUUUCUGAACCUGAAUAUACAAAUCCCUUAAAUAAACAAAUGCAAUAUAAGUGUCAAGAAGGAUAUGUAACACCAGAAGGUACAACCUCAGGAUCAAUUACAUGUUUACAAAGUGGAUGGUCAGCUCAACCCACAUGCAUUGAUUCUAAAGAAAAAUGUGGGCCCCCUCCAGCUAUUGACAAUGGAGAUUUAACCUCAUUCCCACAAGCAGUGUAUGCUCUAGGAUCAGCAGUGGAGUAUCAAUGCCAGGCCUACUAUGUGCUUCAGGGUGACGCACGUGUGACAUGUAGAAACAGAGAGUGGUCAGAGCCACCAAGAUGCUCAGAGGCAUGUGUAAUAUCAGAAGAUAUCAUGAAUGAAUAUAACAUAGAGUUAAAAUGGACAAAUGACAAAAAACUGUAUGUCAAAACAGGUGAUAGUAUUGAAUUCAGGUGUAAAAAUGGAUAUAACCCAAAGACACCAACAUCUUCUUUUGAAACAAAAUGUCAGGAAGGAACAGUGAUAUAUCCCAGUUGUGCAUAAAAUUUGGCUUACUGCAUUCAUGUAAUGAAAAUACAUGCAUUUAUUCUGAAUUUUGGAAUAUUAAUCCAAUUCAACUCUAUUUUAAUUUCUGUGUUGACUCAUUUUUAUUCAUAUCAGAAUUUUGUUAAAUAUUAAGUGAAUUAUGUAAUCAGAGAGUCCAGUGUCUCACUUCCUAAGUGUACUGAAGAUGAUGCCUUCCCAAAUCUUGGAUCAUCACUAGGCACAGCCUAAUGCAUAUACACCCUGAACCAGCUGUGAAGGAAAAGAGAGUUUAUUCACACUGGCGGGAGGAAAAGGUAAACUUCCCAAAUCUCCCUCUCCAUAGUAAUUUUUUGCUUGGCUUUUACACACAUUAGAGAUACAGAAGACAAUCAUCUUGAAUAACAAGUAGCAGCAGUCUGAAGAACUUCAUUAGUUCUUUAUCUCACUUACUUUCUACUUCUUUUAGGAUUUAUGUCCUCUGAGAUAUCUGAGGCAUGGUGCCUCCAAGUCUGGGGAGAGAUGAAAGUCUAUUCUUGCCCGGGUGCAUAUUUUACAUACUGCUCCUCUGUGAAAGUAAAACUCAAAUUCACAGCUUGCUUACAGUUUUAAUGUUACAUGUAAAAUGCUAACACUACAGUACCACAUUAAAACUUGGCAAACAAUAAUGCUAUGUGUCCUAUUCAUGAAAUAUCUCUUGCAAGAAAUUAAGUGCACACACUUCAAAGUUUGUUUGUGUCCAUCACUCUCCUAAUUCUCUCAAAAGAUUUCUCCAUAACUUCAGAGGCUUUCUGAGACUAUUUCAGAAAGAAUGUAAAAGAUAGGGUCACCAUCUUCAAAAUCAUAUCACUUCAUAAACAUAGAAGGCCAACUGUUGAUAGCUUAUCCAGUUAACAUGAUAUCUGUAAUUGCUUGUCUGUUCCUAAUAUUAGCUUACUUAAUAAAUAUAAAUUUGAUAUAAAUAUAUCAAAUAUGAUGAAAUGUGUGAUCCUCUACAAGAUGUCUAGCAUACUCCAUGAUCCAAACAAAUUGUAGAGAGAAAUUAGGAUCAGAAUAGGUGGUUAACCACUGUAACCUUGUCAAACAAGUGGUAGAUGUUCAAUACCAGGUAUAAUCAUACACAAACAUAUGUAAUUGUUUGAGCUCAGAAUUAAUAUUUAGUGAGUAAAUAUUAACAUAAAAUGAAAUAAAUUUUGCAAUGACUCUA